Molecule: messenger RNA, 1425 nt
Organism: Medioppia subpectinata
Lineage: Eukaryota; Metazoa; Arthropoda; Arachnida; Sarcoptiformes; Oppiidae
Source: the annotation of a GenBank genome assembly
AUGGGUUGGUGUGACUUAAGUUACGGCCAAAAGAGUUGGCAUUUUAGUGGAAAACGUGUGCCGAAGACUAUUUUGCACGCAUUGAACGGUCGCAUAGAUGUGCACACAUUGACGGCACUCAUGGGUCCGUCCGGUGCGGGAAAGUCAACGCUAUUGAAGUGCGUGAAUAUGCGCUCAAACGCCGGACUCAGUCCACAAACCCAGUUGUUUGGCAGCAAAACCACUCAAUUGCGGACCGCUUUCAUAAUGCAAUCGCUUGAUGAACACAUAUUAAUAGGACUUACUAUUAGAGAAUCACUAUUAUUUGCGUCAAAGAUCAAGAAUAGGGUGACCAGUGGACACAUAUACGAUGUCAGCGGCGGACACAAUAUCGCUCAGUCUGGACAGUUUGAGAGCGACAAAACUACCCUGACGUCAGGCACGAGUGGGUUUGUGUCCGAUGGUCCUGAGUCGGAGCCGCUGGACAUCGACGGCCACUUUGAUCACAACAUGAAUGUGAGGCGUCUAUUGUCUGAACUACUAUUGGAGGACUGCGCGGACACAACUGUCCAGCGAUGCAGUGGUGGCGAACAGAAGCGCCUGACUGUUGGCCUGGAGUUAGUCCAACAAAUCAAGCCUAACCUCCUAUGCAUUGACGAACCGACGAGUGGUUUAGAUAGCAAUUCAUCUGAAAUUGUAAUUCAGUGUUUAAAACGCCUGACAGAGAAGCACUCGAUGGCAAUCGUGACGUCAAUACAUCAGCCAAACUCAUUAAUACUGUCGAUGUUUGACCGGUUGUACGUCCUCUCAAAGGGCGGUCAUUGUGUGUUUGCCGGACCGCCCGCUCAGCUCAGGGCACAUCUCAACAGCUGCGGAGUCGACUGUCCACCAGAUUUCGCCCCAAUUGAGCUCAUGUUGAAGAUUGCAUCUAAAUUUCCAAACAAAGCUCUGUUAACAGUUGGUCAUGGGUAUAUUGAAAGAUCUGUUGAGGUCAGACACCAAUGGAUGGCGAACCUGGCGCUGUGCACAUUUUGUAUGAUAGCCUCCGUAGCGCUCAGCUAUCUGUACGACUUCCAUGUGGGUGAACGCACGCCAUGUAUUGACCGAUGGAUACCCACAGUCGGGCGCAACACAACUCAAGCCCAGCCCUCCGUCGCCGGCCGGGCGUUACUAUUGGCGGCCAAAGGGGCGGCAGUGGCCGAAAACGUAAAGCUCUUGUUUUUUGCCAACUUCGCGGUCGGAGCCAUGCCUUUGGCUAAAAACCUGUUCAUAUUUCCGGUCGAAGUGCGCGUAUUUCUCAACGAACACCGCAACGGGUGGUACUCAACCGGCGCCUACUAUUGGAGCAAAUUUAUUAUUGAAAUACCUAUAUUGGUUGGGACGGCACUGUUGUUUUCCACCAUGCUCUUUUUUAUUAGCCACCAGCCGAGUGACGCGUUUCGUUGG